CGGCACCGCUAAACUUUGUCAGGCGGUGAUUGUAUUAAAACGUUGAGCCUGCUGGCACUGGCUUGAAAUUGAAGCUUGCUGAAACUUUUAAGUUUGAGGCGCCUUCCAGCUGCAAUACGGGCAAGCUGUGGCUUCCAUUCUGAUUGCGAUCUCUGCUAGAGAAAGGCAUGCUAUGCUCAUUCAGUACCAGCUUCUUGACGGAUCAAUGUUUUCUAGUACGUACGAGUCCACUGCGAAUGGAGGACACUUCGCUUUUCAUUCGAUUUUGUGAUAUCGUUGAGGCAGCCAGCAGGGUACUGGCCUGAUGUAGCUCACAUCACUAACCAGCAGUUCUGUUUUCUGAACGUGAACUUCAGAGUUUGAGAAAUGUCGAAGAUGGAAUCGAGCAUUCGGAAGAGGGUACACGUUCCUACUGAGCUCUUACACCCCGCUUCAGAAGGCAGUGGCAAUGUAGAGCCAGUUGCACAUGAUCCCCCCAAGCUCACGCAUUUUGUAGAGCAGGGUGCACGGAAAGUUGAGUUUCUCGUAAGAUGUGCUCUGGUGACUGUCAGAAAUACCGCAGAGUCUAGCCUUGGAACAGUGGCAGACAUAGUGACCUCCGUGUACGAGAAGUUCUUUGCUCCAGCUCCAAACGUGCACAGGAUUCAUAAAGCGGGCACCUCAGCCUGUCCCCCACUUCCAGUGAGCCAGCAACCAGAGAACUUUGUACCGGAGUUCCACCCUGACAAUCUUAGCCUCGACGACAGCCUACUUGCCACCUACGAGGUUGUUGCUUUCUCAGACUCGCACCCAAGUGAGAGCUUUCCGACACAACUUCCAUUCGACCUAAUUGGACGAAGCUGGACAAGCAUACAACAUCUGCUGGCGUACUUUAUGGGGGUGCCUAAAUUCUCACUACAACAAGGAUGAGAUCGCCGUAGUUUUGUGCAGAUACUGUACAUAUAGAAAGCUGAAAGGCAACAUAUCCUGCGUUUGAUCUCUAUCAAAUCUUUCAGGGGACAUACGAAAACGAUUGCCGAUUCGAGCGUUGGGACAUAUAUCGCUUGAAACAAGCGGUCGACUUAAAAGGAGGUGCUGCUCUGUGCAAUUAGAUUAGUAACCCAUAUGCUGCACACUAGCAGGAUUAAGCAGUUGCCCUGUGUACAUACUGUAAAAAUAUGCCAACGGACGUUCAUUUUUGGAACCUUUCACACAUACUUAUCCAUCCUAAGCUAUCUAGUAGUGGUUCCCUGUACGUUCUAAAUAGAAUUCGUUUUCGUUUUCCUACUAAGAGCAGUAUGACCGGGCUACACUACGCAUUGCCUG
Molecule: messenger RNA, 1305 nt
Organism: Klebsormidium nitens
Lineage: Eukaryota; Viridiplantae; Streptophyta; Klebsormidiophyceae; Klebsormidiales; Klebsormidiaceae
Source: the annotation of a GenBank genome assembly